AUGAGACCAAUAAAUAUUUCAGAGUGCGCAUUGGCGGACGACCUGUUAUUGUGCGCUUAUACCACAAAAGACUUACAAGAUAACCUUAAAAUCUGGAUACAGGAAUUGUCGAAGAGAGGUUUGAAUAUUAACGUAUCUAAAACAAAAGUGAUGACGACAGCAGAGGGGAAUGGAAUGAAUAUAGUUACCAAGGGCGCACAUAUAAAACAAGUCGAAGCUUCCAAAUAUCAAGGCGAUGCAACAAUGGAAGAGGUAAUCAACGAAAGAUUUAAUGAACGCAUGUAG
Messenger RNA from Acanthoscelides obtectus, 285 nucleotides. Lineage: Eukaryota; Metazoa; Arthropoda; Insecta; Coleoptera; Chrysomelidae. The record is from the annotation of a GenBank genome assembly.